AGUCCGUGAGGCGCUGGGAGGGCUUUCUCAGGGUUGUGGGCUAGGAAGGCCGCCGCAAGGUGCUUCCUCACAUAUCCCUCGCGGGCCCAGCAGGCCAACAGCGUGGGGCGGCGGCGACGUCGACGGCCGGGGCUGGGAGCGCUGGCGGCCGGGGUCCCAGCCAUGGCCGAGUCUGUGGAGCGGCUGCAGCAGCGGGUCGAGGAGCUGGAGCGGGAACUGGCCCAGGAGAGAAGUCGCCGGGCCCUGGGGGGCGGCGAUGGAGGAGGCGGUCGGGCCCGCAUCGAAAAGAUGAGCCCCGAGGUGGUGGAUUCCAACCCCUACAGCCGCCUGAUGGCAUUGAAACGAAUGGGAAUUGUAAGUGACUAUGAGAAAAUCCGUACCUUUGCUGUAGCAAUAGUAGGUGUUGGUGGAGUUGGCAGUGUGACUGCUGAAAUGCUGACAAGAUGUGGCAUUGGUAAGUUGCUACUCUUUGACUAUGACAAGGUGGAACUGGCCAAUAUGAAUAGACUUUUCUUCCAACCUCAUCAAGCAGGAUUAAGUAAAGUUCAAGCAGCAGAACAUACUUUGAGGAACAUUAAUCCUGAUGUUCUUUUUGAAGUACACAACUACAAUAUAACCACAGUAGAAAACUUUGAACAUUUCAUGAAUAGAAUAAGUAAUGGAUUAGAAGAAGGAAAACCUGUUGACCUAGUUCUUAGCUGUGUGGACAAUUUUGAAGCUCGAAGGACAAUAAAUACAGCUUGUCAUGAGCUUGGACAAACAUGGAUGGAGUCUGGGGUCAGUGAAAAUGCAGUUUCAGGGCAUAUACAGCUCAUAAUUCCUGGAGAAUCUGCUUGUUUUGCGUGUGCUCCACCGCUUGGAGUUGCUGCAAAUAUUGAUGAGAAGACUCUGAAACGAGAAGGUGUUUGUGCAGCCAGUCUUCCUACCACUAUGGGAGUGGUUGCUGGGAUCUUGGUACAAAAUGUGUUAAAGUUUCUGUUAAAUUUUGGUACUGUUAGUUUUUACCUUGGAUACAAUGCAAUGCAGGAUUUUUUCCCUACUAUGUCCAUGAAGCCAAAUCCUCAGUGUGAUGACAGAAAUUGUAGGAAGCAACAGGAAGAAUAUAAGAAAAAUGUAGCAGCACUGCCCACACAGGAGGUUGUUCAAGAAGAGGAAGAAAUAAUACAUGACGACAAUGAGUGGGGUAUUGAGUUGGUAUCUGAGGUUUCGGAAGAGGAACUGAAAAAUUCUUCAGGUCCAAUUCCUGACUUACCUGAAGGAAUUACGGUGGCAUAUACAGUUCCCCAAAAGCAAGAAGAUUCUGUACCUGAAGUAACAGUGGAAGAUUCUGGUGAAAGCUUGGAAGACCUCAUGGCCAAGAUGAAGAACAUGUAAAUAAUGGACUGGC
Molecule: messenger RNA, 1387 nt
Organism: Physeter macrocephalus (sperm whale)
Lineage: Eukaryota; Metazoa; Chordata; Mammalia; Artiodactyla; Physeteridae
Gene: UBA5
Product: ubiquitin like modifier activating enzyme 5
Exons: 10
Coding region: 163-1374 (403 amino acids)
Biological process (GO): protein ufmylation
Cellular component (GO): cytosol; cytoplasm
Molecular function (GO): UFM1 activating enzyme activity
Source: RefSeq, a predicted model, not a curated record